GAAGCCAACAAUCUUCAAACCAACAUUGAUUUAUGGAAUGAUGAUAUGAAAAAAUCAGCGAAAUCGGAAGUUAACAACAGAGUGAACAUGCGUAAUCUAGAAAAUGUGGUAAUAAGGACGGGCAUAUCGGCUGGGAUUCAGCACUUUGAAACAUAUAAUUCUCAAUUGUUGAUUUCCCAACAAUAUGCCGGCAUGAGGUUUGAUUCGGCAAAACAAGAACGAAACGAGGUGGAUGAUAGCGAAAUAAUUGAAUGGGAAUUUGACAGUGUAAUUCCAACAUGGCUUGAAAAAGGAAUACUGUAUCAUAAAAAAUUAAUUUCAGAAGAAGAUGAGGAUAAAAGAAUCAAAGAUUCAUCAAGAAUUAUAGAUGGAUCAGAUUUAGAUGUAACCAGAGAAUAUCUCUCAGAAGAAGAAUUUUUAGAAUUACAGGAAGUUUUAGCUAAUGCACUCGAAUUAGGAACUACAAUUAAUGAUUGGACAACAUUGAAACCACAAGCAGAGAAGUGUUUACGAGAUUUAUCAAAGCUAAAUAAUGAUCAGAUUAAAACAAUUGGUGAAAAAGUUCUUCCCGAAGGAACACGCGGUGCAUUAGAAGAACUAAAAAAAUUUUCUAAAAACGAGUUCCCAAGAAUUUGA
This is a messenger RNA of Acaulospora colombiana, 636 nucleotides long. NCBI's taxonomy places the organism in Eukaryota, Fungi, Glomeromycota, Glomeromycetes, Diversisporales, Acaulosporaceae. The record is from the annotation of a GenBank genome assembly.